AUGACUUCCACUCCGAUUUCUUGGGCCAAGGUCGCCGUCACCAAGCCAAAACCAAAGCCCACUCCACAGAAGACUUCUUCUCCCGCCCAGCAUUUUCCUGCUCUCGCGAAACAGUCAUCAGCCAAGGCUCCACCAGGAUUCGAAGCUGUCAAACCUUCCGUCCCACAGUCUCCGGCCCCCGUCAAGAAGAAACCCCUCACAAAGACCCUGAGCGAGGAAACUGGCAAGCCAAAGCUAUCGGAUAUCCUCCGCCGAGAGACUGUCGCCCCGAAGAAGAAGCCCCAGCAAAAGCUGAAACGAAGCAUCGAUUCGGGUCUCGUAGCACUGGCCGACGCGAAGCAACAGAAGUACCAGACGAUUUCGUACAUUCGCAGCCAGUAUCAAGGCGUCAAGGGAACGAGCCAGCUCAAAAAGCUCGUCGAAGGACUUCGCCUUUCAAAGGAGAAAGAGAUCGAGAAACUCCGUCAACUGGAGCAUGAGAUCGAAGCAGUGGAGCAGAAACUCAAAUUCGACAAGGACGGCUCCAGCUCCAUUCCCGAGUUCCAGAUGAUGUCCAAGGAGAUCCGCCUUCGCAAACGAAGGAUCGAGCUCGUCCGCAACCACAUCAAAGCUGCCAACGAACGGAUCGAGAUCCUCUUGGACGACGACAAUGCUGGAAACGAUCUGAUCGACAACAUCAAUAAUCUCAUCGAUGAAUUCAACGAAGAGUUCAUCUUUGAUCCCAGUCGAAUGACUCCAUCUGCAGAUUCCUUGGGAUCCUCAGCUCCUUCGAUCGAAUCUUUCAGCUCAUCGGGCCGAAGCGACUCGCUAGACAGCCUAGGAGACUCCCGGCCCUCCACUCCUGCGUCGCUCAACCCUUCCGCAGAAGUCUUCUCGCCAAGCAAGAGCCGUCCAUCGACUCCGAUCAUGUCGACUGCCCAGCGAUACAAGAAGUGGGUCGAGGAGAAGAUGGCUCCUGAAUUCGCAGCGAUGAAUGCCGAACCACCACAGCAACCAGCUCCAGCCAUGCCCAUGAUCCCCAACGUUCCACGAUACUGCGCCCUGGUCACCUACAUGCCCGGAUUGUGGAUGAUGCAAUCGCCAGUUGCUGUCAACUGCUACAAAUAUAUUAUACUGCCAAAAUCCAGAAAUGUGCCCGCUGUACUUCACACUACCCAACCUUACUGUACUACCGGUCAAUUCUCCCACUAA
Messenger RNA from Oikopleura dioica, 1191 nucleotides. The record is from the annotation of a GenBank genome assembly. NCBI's taxonomy places the organism in Eukaryota, Metazoa, Chordata, Appendicularia, Copelata, Oikopleuridae.